Messenger RNA from Saccostrea cuccullata (small rock oyster), 5000 nucleotides. RefSeq lists its product as uncharacterized. Gene Ontology annotation, molecular function: DNA binding. Gene Ontology annotation, biological process: DNA recombination; DNA integration. The transcript has 3 exons. NCBI's taxonomy places the organism in Eukaryota, Metazoa, Mollusca, Bivalvia, Ostreida, Ostreidae. The coding region runs from base 513 to 1817 and encodes 434 amino acids. The record is from RefSeq and is a predicted model, not a curated record.
GUUAUUGGUCAUUCAUUUGUACAUAGGUUAGAAUCAUUUCUUUUCAAAGAAAGAGCAUUGGGUUGGUAUAAUAUGGGAUUUGAUGGAACUGAGAUACAGGUUGAAUUUGCGAGUUUGAGUGGCGGAACUUUGAGGCCUGGGCCGAAAUGCAUCCAGUCACGAAAAUUCAUGGAAGUGUUUCACUCCUUUCAACCGCACUCAGUUUUUAUUCAGAUUGGUGGAAAUGAUCUAACGCACGAAGAUCAACCAGAGCGGUUGGCUCGUGACAUUAGAUCAUUUGCAGAAUUCUUGAUUACCGCUUAUGAAAUUAAUCAUAUUGUGGUUGGUCAAUUGUUACCGAGGUAUUCCGAACGUUCGGGACCUAGGUACAAUGACAAGGUCGUUGAAGUGACUAAACAUCUCAGUUAUUGUUAGAAUGUGAUAAUGUUACUUUGUGGAAACAUCGAGGUUUGUGGAAGGAUACAGCUUCUCUUUUGUGUGAUAAAGUUCACCUUAAUGAUGCAGUAUUCAAGAUGCCCAAACAGAAGAAAAAAGGUUCAACCAAAGUGUCAGAACCAGUGGCUCCUGGAAGAAGGGGGAGGAAUGCCAGCAGAGCCAAAGCACCCAAUGCCGAGAGCCCAGCUGUAGAGGCCCCAAAAAUCCCAACUGCUGAUGAAAUUGCUACAGCAUUAAUCGCCAAUCUGAGCGGAAGACAGGACACAACCCUUUCAUCCCUAAUAACUCAAUUGAGGGGGAACCAAUCCACAGAUGGACAAGUGACACAGGGUCAAGCCGAACACAUGACAGUUGAUGAUGCAACCUCUUCUCAACCCUCAUCGGUAAACGGAGCCUCAUCAGCCUUAGGAAGCACAUCGCAUGGCUCCCUGGUUAAACAAAAAUCCAGUAAUGGUUCCACAACAUCUCUUGACACUGUAACAAACAAGCUUCUGCAGGCAUCACUAUCAAACUCCACAAGAGCUUCUUAUCAACGCAUGCUCAACUGCUAUGAACAAUUCUGUCAGGAACAUUUCCCACAGUCAUCUCUGUUGCCUUCUACUCACAUUAUGAUUGCUCAUUUUAUUUCUUACUUAUUCAUGAAAAAUUAUCAACCCUCUACAAUUGCAUCUUAUGUGUCAGCGAUCAGUUACAUGCACAAAAUUAAUUUCAAACAGGACCCAACAGAUUCAUUCUUUGUUAAAAAAGUUUUAAAAGGAGUACAAAAUCUUAGGGGAUCCUAUGAUAGCCGAUUGCCAAUUACAAAGGAAAUUCUUUCCAAACUUAUUUCAGCAACAGAGUUUGUCAUUCAUGGCCGGUACAAUCAAUUAUUGUUAAAGUCAAUGAUGUCUUUGGCUUUCUACUGUUUUUUAAGAGUUGGGGAAAUGGCACUAAAAUCUAGCUCUGAUAGGAAUAAGGUUCUGCAGUUGUCAGAUCUGAAGUUUGAUUAUUCUAUGCAAAUUGCAACAGGAAUGACAGUAAAAAUGCAAUACUACAAACACAGCAAUUCUCAGACAAAAACAAUAUUUAUCCCCAUAAAUUGUAACAAUCAGAUGUGUCCAGUCAAAGCUAUGCUUAAUUACUUAAACAUUGCAAAACACAAUACAGGACCUUUGUUUCAAUUUACAUGUGGUACACCAGUAUCAUAUGCAUAUUUUAAUUCAUCCCUCAAGUCUCUUUUGAAUUUCAUAGGAUUAAGUGCACAGUUAUACAAAGGUCACAGUUUCAGAAUAGGUGCAGCAACAAGUGCUGCAGCUGAAGGCACUGCCCUUCCGGUCAUUCAGCAAAUGGGGAGAUGGAAAUCUAAUGCAUUCAAAAACUACAUUCGAAUGAACAAUUUCUAAUAAAAAUAAUCCAUAGUAAGGUUAUAGGCUUGUCAGAGGUCAACAUGGAUUGUCCUGACAUAUGUUAUAAGAUGUAGAGGUCAACAAGGCUUGCUCUAAAAUUUAUGCUAUUCUUUACUAAAUAGAGGACAACAAGGCUUGCUCUAUAGAUAUUUUUAGGUACUAGGUAGAGGUCAACAAGGCUUGCUCUAUACAUGUACUUAUUUUUUAUAUACUAGUCAAAGUUAAUAAGGCUUGCUCUAUACAUAUUUAUAAAUAUACUACUAUUGAUAAAAAAUCUUCUUUUAAUAUUUUAUCAAAAUUUUAAAAUAUAACUUUAGGUGGCCUGACUUUUCCCUAAGGUACAAUGUCAUCACAAUAGAGGUCAACAAGGCUUGCUCUAUUUUUAAUGAUUAGUUAGUUACAAAAAUUCUGCCCAUCACUUUGCGUGCCUUACACAUUUAUUGAAAAUUUCUGUAUAUAAUAGGUAGUGUAUUGUAUAUUUUGGUCAUUUACACAUGUGAAUUGUUAUUUUGUUUUCUUUUUCUUUUUUGUUUUUAUUCCUGAUCUCCAUUGAGUCUUCGGGUGGGGUCCCUCAAGCUUAUUCACUUUCGGUCUUGGCGGUUUUUUAACCCCACCUUUGCAAAUUUAUUGUCAUUUAUUCAAUUAUUUUUGGUUAAUCAAUGUUUGACAUUAAUUUCAUCAUUUGAUCAAAUAUAUUUUAUGAUAAAUUGAAUAAAUGACCUUUCUCACAAACAGAAGUUGUUCUGUCUUUCAUUGCAAAUGAACUCAGACUCACUGGAGAACAUAACUGGUUUGUUUCAUGUUGAAAAAUAAAUGGUAUUUUAUGGAAACAUGAUAUGGAAUGAAAUUUAAAGUUUUCAAGUUAUUGGAAAAAUUUGGGUGACAAAAAACCUAUUUUAUUGUAAAUAAAAACAUUUUUGGCAGCAAAUUUUGUAAUAAGAUACUGUUGUUAUAAUUAUAUACUCAUCAUUGAUAACAUAAAUGAUUAAGGUCUUUAGAUUAGCCACCAGACAUGUAGGUGGGGGGCAUCAUUUAUUGUUGGCAUCUGGUGAAUAAUUACAUGUCAACAGAUGGAAUUUGCAACCUGGCAUUGCAGGGUCACUGUGUAUGCAAUAGCCAUCUUGAUUAAUCCAAUUAGCUAAUUAGCCAAUCAGAUUGAAGGAACCUAUACUGAAAUCUUAUCUUGGUCAGAGGUAUCUCAAUUAUUCACUUUUUUGUUUUAAGAGCUGCUGGACGCACCUAAAUCUUAACAAGAAUUCAAUUUACCCACCCACCAUCACCCGAAAAAUUUAUUUAUAUAAAAUCGGUUGUCAUAAAUUACAAACAAAUGUACCUUUUUGUUUUUGUCUUGUACAUUUAUUAUUACUGUAUAUUAUUACUUUAUUUUUCCUCGACACAACUUAAAUAUAAUAUUCUAUUUUUAACCUGUGUCUCAAAUUAUAAUUUCAUCAUUCAACCCGUGUUUCAAAUUACAAUUGUAUCACAUUAUUUUUUACUUAUGUUAUAAUGUUAGUACAUGUAUUUCUGUUGUUGGGCGGUUUUUUAACCCCACCUUUGCAAAUUUAUUGUCAUUUAUUCAAUUAUUUUUGGUUAAUCAAUGUUUGACAUUAAUUUCAUCAUUUGAUCAAAUAUAUUUUAUGAUAAAUUGAAUAAAUGACCUUUCUCACAAACAGAAGUUGUUCUGUCUUUCAUUGCAAAUGAACUCAGACUCACUGGAGAACAUAACUGGUUUGUUUCAUGUUGAAAAAUAAAUGGUAUUUUAUGGAAACAUGAUAUGGAAUGAAAUUUAAAGUUUUCAAGUUAUUGGAAAAAUUUGGGUGACAAAAAACCUAUUUUAUUGUAAAUAAAAACAUUUUUGGCAGCAAAUUUUGUAAUAAGAUACUGUUGUUAUAAUUAUAUACUCAUCAUUGAUAACAUAAAUGAUUAAGGUCUUUAGAUUAGCCACCAGACAUGUAGGUGGGGGGCAUCAUUUAUUGUUGGCAUCUGGUGAAUAAUUACAUGUCAACAGAUGGAAUUUGCAACCUGGCAUUGCAGGGUCACUGUGUAUGCAAUAGCCAUCUUGAUUAAUCCAAUUAGCUAAUUAGCCAAUCAGAUUGAAGGAACCUAUACUGAAAUCUUAUCUUGGUCAGAGGUAUCUCAAUUAUUCACUUUUUUGUUUUAAGAGCUGCUGGACGCACCUAAAUCUUAACAAGAAUUCAAUUUACCCACCCACCAUCACCCGAAAAAUUUAUUUAUAUAAAAUCGGUUGUCAUAAAUUACAAACAAAUGUACCUUUUUGUUUUUGUCUUGUACAUUUAUUAUUACUGUAUAUUAUUACUUUAUUUUUCCUCGACACAACUUAAAUAUAAUAUUCUAUUUUUAACCUGUGUCUCAAAUUAUAAUUUCAUCAUUCAACCCGUGUUUCAAAUUACAAUUGUAUCACAUUAUUUUUUACUUAUGUUAUAAUGUUAGUACAUGUAUUUCUGUUGUUGGGCGGUUUUUUAACCCCACCUUUGCAAAUUUAUUGUCAUUUAUUCAAUUAUUUUUGGUUAAUCAAUGUUUGACAUUAAUUUCAUCAUUUGAUCAAAUAUAUUUUAUGAUAAAUUGAAUAAAUGACCUUUCUCACAAACAGAAGUUGUUCUGUCUUUCAUUGCAAAUGAACUCAGACUCACUGGAGAACAUAACUGGUUUGUUUCAUGUUGAAAAAUAAAUGGUAUUUUAUGGAAACAUGAUAUGGAAUGAAAUUUAAAGUUUUCAAGUUAUUGGAAAAAUUUGGGUGACAAAAAACCUAUUUUAUUGUAAAUAAAAACAUUUUUGGCAGCAAAUUUUGUAAUAAGAUACUGUUGUUAUAAUUAUAUACUCAUCAUUGAUAACAUAAAUGAUUAAGGUCUUUAGAUUAGCCACCAGACAUGUAGGUGGGGGGCAUCAUUUAUUGUUGGCAUCUGGUGAAUAAUUACAUGUCAACAGAUGGAAUUUGCAACCUGGCAUUGCAGGGUCACUGUGUAUGCAAUAGCCAUCUUGAUUAAUCCAAUUAGCUAAUUAGCCAAUCAGAUUGAAGGAACCUAUACUGAAAUCUUAUCUUGGUCAGAGGUAUCUCAAUUAUUCACUUUUUUGUUUUAAGAGCUGCUGGACGCACCUAAAUCUUAACAAGAAUUCAAUUUACCCACCCACCAUCACCCGAAAAAUUUAUUUAUAUAAAAU